ACCCAAAAAAUGGGAGAUAAAGCAAUUCUAACAGAAGUUCUUGAAGCGUCAAAUCUCACUGAAGCAUAUGUGGAUUUAACGGCCAAACAGUUGAUAAAAGAAAUUCGUCAUGUCGGAGAUGAUUUUGCAGUUCGAUACUCAAACCUCGAUGAUCGUACUGAACUUGGAGAACCUACAGAUCAGAGAUCACCAGAUAGUGAAAAGACGUUUACAGUUGAUGAAGCUGUUGAAGCAUUGGGAUUUGGAAGAUUUCAGCUGAAACUGUCAAUUUUGACAGGAAUGGCAUGGAUGGCCGACGCAAUGGAAAUGAUGUUAUUAUCAUUGAUUUCUCCAGCUCUGGCAUGUGAAUGGGGAAUAUCGUCAGUGCAACAGGCUCUUGUGACGACGUGCGUGUUCAGUGGAAUGAUGUUGUCAAGUACAUUUUGGGGAAAAAUAUGUGAUCGAUUUGGUCGACGAAAAGGACUAACAUUUUCAACACUAGUUGCUUGUAUCAUGGGUGUCAUUUCUGGAAUGUCACCUCAUUUUUACGUUCUUCUAUUUUUCCGUGGACUUACUGGAUUUGGUAUCGGAGGUGUACCCCAGUCUGUCACUUUAUACGCUGAGUUUCUUCCAACUGCUCAACGUGCCAAAUGUGUAGUUUUGAUAGAAUCAUUUUGGGCUAUCGGAGCAGUUUUCGAAGCUCUUCUUGCUUAUUUUGUGAUGGAAUCAUUUGGUUGGAGAGCUCUUAUGUUCCUUUCUUCACUACCUCUUGGAAUUUUUGCAGUGGCUUCUUUUUGGCUCCCAGAAUCUGCUCGUUUUGACAUGGCUUCUGGACAUCCCGAACGAGCUCUAGAAACACUUCAAGCAGCAGCGAGAAUGAAUAGAGUACAGUUGCCAACUGGAAGAUUAGUGUCUUCAACAAAAGCUGGAUCAGAAAGUAGAGGAGAUAUUGCUAAUUUGUUAUCUCCUGACUUGAGAAAAACAACUAUUUUAUUAUGGUGCAUUUGGGCUAUUACCGCAUUCUCGUACUACGGUAUGGUUCUCUUCACAACAGUUUUGUUUCAAUCACACGAUGAAUGUCAUGGUGGAUUGUUCUCUAAUGGAACUCAAAUGGAAGUAUGCCAACCAUUGACAAGAUCUGAUUAUUUUGAUUUAUUAUCAACUACACUUGCCGAAUUCCCUGGAUUGAUAAUCACUGUAUUGAUAAUUGAAUGGUUUGGAAGAAAGAAGACAAUGGCAUUGGAAUAUGCAGUUUUUGCAAUUUUCACUUUCUUGUUAUACUUUUGCUUGGAUCGUUUCACUGUCACUGUGCUCAUUUUUGUGGCACGUGCCUUCAUUUCUGGUGCCUUCCAAUGUGCAUACGUCUACACACCGGAAGUUUAUCCUACAACAUUGAGAGCCGUUGGACUGGGAACGUGCUCUGCGAUGGCAAGAAUUGGAGCAAUUGUGACUCCAUUUAUCGCUCAGGUUGCGUCGGAGAAAUCUCUAUCCUUACCUAUAGGAAUUUAUGGAACUGCGGCAAUACUUGGAUUGAUAGCUUCUCUAAGUUUACCAAUUGAGACAAAAGGACGUCAAAUGAUGGACUCCCAUUAACACCAUCUCUUUUUUUGAAUGUUUAGCUGGAGAAGCUCACAAAUGAAAAAAAAAAAAAAACUAAAGACGAAACUGGCUAAUUUAUAACAAGUUUAAUUGUAUUUGGCUCACCACACCAUCAACCGCUUCUUCUUGCCCCUAUUUCGUUCUGACCUUGUGCAAUUUCCUCUCAACUUUUCCGUUUUUUUUUCGUUCAUCUCAUUCAACACGCAUUUCUUUCUUUUGUUCUAUACAGCAUCUCGUGUGUACUUUCUGUUACACUUUUGGCAAUUUUUCAUUUUUCUCUUCGGAAUGAAUCAUAUCUUGG
Messenger RNA from Caenorhabditis elegans, 1879 nucleotides. RefSeq names its product Putative transporter svop-1 (gene svop-1). The record is from RefSeq and is marked reviewed. Gene Ontology annotation, biological process: transmembrane transport. Gene Ontology annotation, cellular component: membrane. Bases 10 to 1572 code for a protein of 520 amino acids. Gene Ontology annotation, molecular function: transmembrane transporter activity. The transcript has 10 exons. Lineage: Eukaryota; Metazoa; Nematoda; Chromadorea; Rhabditida; Rhabditidae.